This is a messenger RNA of Pleuronectes platessa (European plaice), 3714 nucleotides long. It is a transcript of the gene mdfi, whose product is annotated as MyoD family inhibitor. Bases 532 to 1431 code for a protein of 299 amino acids. NCBI's taxonomy places the organism in Eukaryota, Metazoa, Chordata, Actinopteri, Pleuronectiformes, Pleuronectidae. The transcript is spliced from 5 exons. The record is from RefSeq and is a predicted model, not a curated record.
CAAUAGCUGCAGCUCGGAGUCUGAGGCAGUGGGAGUGAGGAGAGUAGAGUGAGAGCACUGGGAGAGCGAGAGAGCCCAGGACCAACACUGCUCACUUUAAGAGUUUCUACAAGUUUGUGGGGGUGCAGUUGUUGGACUUUGGAGAAGAAACGAAGCACAACGCUGCAGCGCAGACACCGAGUUCUCUUCUGCGAGCUGACACACAACCUCCCCAACAUCUGGUCUGCUGCUGGAGGACGGGGCGAGCCGCGGAGACAAACUUCUUGGAGGCGGAGAGAAACGACUAUCACCGCUGGACAAAAAUGCACUGAAUUGUGGGGGGGAUCUGGGACACCUUCAUGAGCCGAGGAGUGCUUCGGUGCGCGCGUGAAGUGACACGAGUGGAGGGGGAAGGUGUCCGAGGACGAGCGAGUCCGAGAGGAGAGGUCAGAGAAUGAAUUAGUCUCAGAUCGGCUGCUCACUGUCCCAGCCAGAGAGAAGGCUCACUCCUUGGCCCCUCCACCUCCUCCCAUAAGAGCCAGGCUGACGUCCAUGGAUGAGGAGCGGAGUGCACCCCCCAUCUCCCCAGAGACGCCUGAUGAUGGGGAUCCCGCUCGACCAGCUCCGCAACCAGAUUCACACACAGCCUCCAACACAGAGAGGGCGAACAGCUGCCCAGAGCCAAAUCCCUUUCAAGGUGAAGAUGUGGCCCACAUUUAUACUGAACCCCUCAUAUUGAGGUUAAAUGGCACCCCAGAACGGUUGCUAGGCAAGGAUGGAGACAAUUGUAACAGCAGCCUCCCACACUCGGAGCUUACGACACCCAGCAAGAGUAUCACAUCUCAACCAGCAGCCAGAUCCACGCCCAUCCAGCACACCCAGCCAUGUCGGACGCAGCCCAGCAGCCACCUACGAAACGGGACCAGGCAGCACUCACACCCCCACUCCCCUCACACGCACUGUCCGCAUCACACGCACAAGCAUGGCCUCCAGUCCAACGGGGUCAGGAGCACUCAUGAGCAUCCUAAGCUGGGCUCGCUCCCAAAAGGCGGCUCCUCCACCUCCUCCUCCUCUUCAGCGGGACCCAGACACACCAAGAAAUUGCAGUCCAACCCGUCCAUCACCUCCCAGAGCAGCAAGAGGAGCAAGAGCAGCUCCAAGAGCAACAGCUCCCAGAUUCCCACAGAGGGACAGGAUGACUGCUGUGUUCAUUGCAUCCUGGCCUGCCUCUUCUGUGAGUUCCUAGCUCUGUGCAACAUCGUGCUGAACUGUGCCACCUGUGGCUCCUGUGCCGGGGACGAGUCGUGCUUCUGCUGUUGUUGCGCGUCAGAGGAGUGUGGCGACUGCGACCUGCCCUGUGACAUGGACUGUGGCAUCAUUGACGCCUGCUGUGAGUCUGCAGACUGCCUGGAGAUCUGUAUGGAGUGCUGCAGCCUUUGCUUCUCCUCCUGAGGACCCCGCCGCCACCACAGGGGGCAAAGUAGAUGCUUGCUAUUCAAUCCUACAAGCCCAGGAACAGUUUCGACCUGGCCCCAAAGCUGAGAAGCUUUACACCCACCCACAUCAUUGUUGCCUGAGAUCUGUGACUCACACUAUUGGCUGGUCUAGUUGGCUCCACAAUACAUCCAAUACUUUUGACAGGGUUUGCCAAGUGAAAUGCUUACAGCAGUCACUUGUGAACUCUUCCUUCCUUUAUUGAUCAAACGAUGGGAUGGUAGCUUCCCCAGCCUUGUCUUUUGUGGUCCGUCCAUUUACUGCACAGCUGGGCGCAUGUGCAGAGUGAGUUCCAGCUGUGGUCCAUGUGAGGUUGCCAGGCUGUGCAGCCUCUGGACCCUCACUGAACAAGCUAUUAUUACAAUGGAGCCCCUUGUGCCAUCUGAAUGACUAGAGUUCUCUAAGCAUGAAAAAUGACCUUCAAAUGCAAAUGAGAAAAUGGCUCCAUUUAACUGGAUUUUAAUGUUUCUAUAGAUAAGAGCAGCAGCGUAAUGGGAAAAUGGCCCCUCAGAUCUCAGUAGUAAUGCAGUGUGUCCUCCUGUCCUUGGCAAGGUUAAAGUCCCUCACUUUGAUUGCUUACAGUGGACUUUGCAACACACGGACAAAGCGGCAGAUGUGGGAUUAGCCGCUGUUUUCAUCAGUGUUGCAAUGUACAAAAUUGAGAAGACAUUAACGGUGGCUUGUGGCAAUAUUACAGACAGAUAUUUUUGUCAAUAUGCAUCUCAUUUAAAGUACUUUUUUUUAUAGAGAAGAAUCAUGAGAGUGUUAUGCAUCAGCCGGGACAUGGGUUCGUGAUUGUUGGUUGAUAGCAUCCGCAGUGGACGUCUUCUCUGCUCUAACAUGUGAAGGGAGAGAGUUCUUAAUCAAAAGUCUCUCCUCGUUUAAUGUCUCACAUCUUGUUUACUUUCACCUUUUUAUUCUGAGAGGCUUAAACUUCAGUGAAUUCCUCCUAUUCUGAUUUAGAACUGGUAAAGAAAUGGAAUUGGAAGGCAUCAUCUCAUUUUUUUUUUAAAUACAUUGGAUUUUCCUUUGUCAUUCUUGCUAUGUGAACAAAUGGCCUUGGCUUAGCUGAAGGCCUGAAUUUUCAAGUCGAUUCCUCCGGCUUUACCAAAUCUUUAUUAAUCCUUGUUUUGUAGAUUUUAGUUAAGAUAUUUGCAUUUCUCCUCUAAUGUGAAAAUCACAUUUCUGUGUUAUCGGGUUUUGCCGGGCUCUCUGGAAAGCAGACGUUGCUCAACAUCUAAUUUAAUUCCUUGAGUAAAAAUCUCACAGCAUUAUGCUAAGUCAGAUCCAUAUGCUCGUCGUAUGAAUGGUACACUUUUGAUAACAGGCCCGCACUCUCAUAUGCUCAGACACAUUCCUUCUCCAACCCAAUACCUCUUGAGAUGUCACCUAGAUCUGUCGUGCUUUUUAAAAUGACUUGAUACAAAUCUCUCUCCUCUCUGAUCAAAUACUGAUUGUGCAAUCUUUUUUUUUGCUUGGAAAUACCAAAGAGUUUUUCCUCUUACUGGACCUUAGAUUCUAGACUUAUAAUUACUUGUACAUAGAAGGUUUUUUUCUGUGCUAGUAUGGCUGCGGUUGAUUAAACCCUAUUUUAAGGGCUGAAAUCUAACACUGUUGAUGAUAAUACACUAUGGCUGUAAUUAACCUGAUAACGCAGAAGCAGAAUAUGCAAGUUUUGGGAAUUCAGCGAACGCAUUGAGAAGAUAAUAUGACUCCUUGUGUCUGUUUGUAUCAGAUUGGAUGUGUUUCAUAUUUUGGGACAUGUUUAAACUCAAUUGAGGCAAAAUCCUGGAAAGCCCUGGAAAACAAUGCAAUACAUUACCGAACAGAGAGAGGAUUUAUGAAGGGAGAACUGGAUAUUAAACUGUUGUGUAUAGAAAAUAUGACAAUGUCACUUUGUUUGCGAUACAAGAUUUUCUGAUAACGAUGCUUGAUCUAGGGUCAUGUCUUCUGUCACCAGACCAACCUUGUCACAAGAAGAAUAGGACUGCAUAGUGAUGAGUAUCUGGGAAAGGUUAAUCCAUUUGAGUUGGAAACAAAAAAUCCAGCCAAAAAAUGGCUUCCUAAACUAAAGGAGUUUGUUUUAAACAUUUUGAUUACAUUACAAAUAAUAAAACCAGUUACAUACUAUUGAAUUUUAGUAUGCGCAUUUCCUUACCAUAGACUGUAAUAAAGAUCGACGAUGCAUCUCCACUUCCUACCACUUUAAAAAAGUGAAGCCAGAAUAUCCCGGAUAAGGGC